AUGUAUCCUUGCAAGUCUUUCCGUCUCUUGACGGAAGACUACAGCUGGACACAAAACUUUCACUCGAAACAGAGCCACAGUGGUUUCCUGGGCUGGCUGAAAUUCUACAGCAGUGGUUGGUUGGUCCGUUGGUUGCUUGCUUGCUUGCUUGCUUGCUUGCUUGGUUUGUUGGUUGGUUGGUUGUUUUUGGUUGGUUGGUUGGUGCGUUGGUGCGUUGGUUGGUUGGUUGGUCGGUUGGUGGGUUGGUUGGUUGGUUGGUCAUUUUUGGUUGGUUGGUUGGUUCUUUGGUUGUUUUUGGUUGGUUGUUUUUGGUUGGUUGGUUGCUUGCUUGCUUGGUUUGUUGCUUGCUUGCUUGGUUGGUUGGGUUGUUUGUGGGUUGGUGGGUUGGUGGGUUGGUUGGUGCGUUGGUUGGUGGGUUGGUUGGUGGGUUCGUUGGUUGGUGGGUUCGUUGGUGGGUUCGUUGGUUGGAUGGUUGGUUGGUUGGUUGGUCGGUUGGUCGGUUGGUCGGUGAGGAUGAUGAUGACGGCGACCCUACGACAUUUUACGAUGUUUCUUGGUUUUGGCUGUCCAGGCCUGCUGCUUCCGCUCCUUCCGGUGACAGACCUGGGCGAGGGGGCGAGAGUGGUUCGCAUCGCAACGGGCGAGUAUCAUUCUUGUGCCAUCCUGCAAGAUGCAACCCUCAAGUGCUGGGGCUGGGGAGUCCAUGGCCAGCCUAGGCUCGGCCAGGGAAACACUGAGUCCCUGGGCGACGAGCCUGGGGAGAUGGGCGACAACCUGCAGAAUAUCGGGUUGGGCAACCAUGAGGUGCUGGACGUGAUCGCCGGCUUCGGCCACACCUGCGUGCUGCUGGACGACGACAGCACAAGGUGCUGGGGCCUCAGCGACAACGGGCAGCUGGGCCAAGGCAGCAGUGACAGCAUCGGGAAAAUCCCGGGCCAGCUGGGAGAAGCUUUGGUGCCUACUGAGCUUUUUCCCAUCACGCUCCGUUCCGGCCUGGAAGGCCUUGGCCUCAGAAGCAGCGAGGGCUCCACGGGCUAUUUACAGGUUCAGCACAACGGUUCCCUGGGCUUGAUCUGCGAUGAUGGCUUCAACGAUGCUGCGGCGCAGGUUGCCUGCCGUGAUCUCGGCAUGGCAGGCGGCAAGGCCAUGUCGGCUGAUGCCGGGACCGGCACCAUCCUCGCAGACAACAUCAGGUGCACAGGCACCGAAGCGAGCCUCCGCGAGUGCCACUUCAGAGGCUGGCAUUUGCAUGACUGCACUCUGCAAGAAGCUGCAGGUGUCCAAUGCGAGCUGGACGCAUGGAGCGAGUACACAGCAGCUGUCAGUCCAGCAGCACGCCAAGACGCUUCCCUUGUUUGGGACACGGAGACCCAGUCCGCACUGAUGUUCGGUGGACAUGCCAGCAGCGCAUUUCUAUACUUUGCCGACCUUUGGCGCUACGACUGGCCGCAGCGUGCAUGGUUCCAGAUCUUGAGUGAGGACUCCAGGCCCACGCCGAGCGCUAGAUGGGGGCAUACAGCCGUGUGGGACGCAGCUUCCAGGUGUAUGUGGAUCUUUGCGGGCAGAUUUCUCGCGGCUUUCUACAACGAAGUCUGGCGAAUUUGCAAUGAAUACUACGUGUGGGCACAGGUCACUACCUUGUCACCGCCGCCCGCCCGGGCACACCACACUGCAAUCCUUGACCCGCAGGAUCGUGCAUUACUGAUUUUCGGAGGGGAAAGCAGCAGCCAAGUGCUAGGCGACCUACAACGCUUGAGCUUUCUUGAUGGUCAGUGGAGCAAGUCUUCCGCGCUAGGGCCUGAAGCCCGCAGCCAUCACAUCGCUGUAUGGAACUCCAUGACGCGGUCGAUGCUCAUCUAUGCUGGCUGGAGCGGUCAGCAGUACCUGGAUGGGCUCCACACCUAUGAUGCCUCAGCAGACCGCUGGACUAACGUUCCAGCAGCUGCGGAUUGGCCUGCUGCCCGUGGUGGGCACGCAUCUGCCUGGGAUCCCAUUUCGAUGAGCAUGCUAGUGAUGGGCGGAAUUCAGAACGUGAGCGGCUCGCAAGGCUACGACGCUACGCUGUACAACUACAGCCUUCUGACCGGGUCUUGGUCGGAGAAAGCUUUCCAACCAGGCGCAUUUGGCCCAUCUGGCCGCACAGGCCACGCCGCUAUUUGGGACGAGCACUCUCGCGGACUCCUGUUGUUUGCUGGCUUUAACUCCUCGUACCUACAGCAGACUUGGCGAUACGUGGUCGGCCACACUAGCAUGCCCUUGGUGCAGAGCUGCAAGCUAGGACUCGACUGCCGGGUCAAUUUCAGCAAUGUCUCUGGCAGCAUAGCUGUCAAACGCAGUUGCUCCGACACCGUUUUCCUAAAAGAUCUACAACCUUUGCAGCACUCUGACGAGGUUAUGCAUGAUCAGUGGAUGCUCGGAAGCCUUUCGCCCCUCUCUGUGGAGCCAGGACAGCACAGACUCUGCUGGUGUGACGGGAACUGCGACCAAGCUCUGAACUUUCAAACCGCCGUAGGCUUCCUACUUAUUUUGGGGCCCCACCCGAAUCAGACCGGGCUGUGCGAGCUAAGCUCAGUCUGCACAAUUCCCCAGUGGCGGGGCCUGGGCAUCUCCGAGAAUGACAGUCUGAUGAUACAGAGCGAGUGCAUGAACCAGGAGCCAGCUCCAAGCUACCAUCAGCAUCGUAUCGUGACCAUUUCCUUCAAUCAAUCCUAUGGCUGGCAUACGCUGCACUUCGGAUUUCUGGACCCUGCAGAGGGGCUGAAAUCAGAGCGCCUCGAAUUAUGCUGGUGCCCAAGCGAUGAAGAAUGUUCCGUGGAGGACUUUACAGUGGUCGCCUUGCGCCUCGACAUCAUUUGCCCACCAGGGCAGUACAGAGGGCCGGACUCCAGCUGCCUGCAAUGCCCAGAGGAUCACUUCUGCCCCGGAGGCGCAGCUUUGCGCAGCUGUCCGCUUGCCAGCACCUCAUCAGCAGGCUCGCGUGAGCUUUUGGAUUGCAAGUGCGUACUUGGACGUUACUGGAGCACUGACAGCGCUGCCUGCUUGGCAUGCCCAGCUGGCUCUUCGACGUCGCAGGAGGGAGCCUCCAACGUGACGGCCUGCACCUGCAUGCCGGGCUUCGUCAGCAUGCAGCCCGACGACCUCGCAGCUUGUGAACCCUGUGGUGUGGGCUUUUUUUGCACCGGCGCUGGGCACCGGCAGCAAUGCAAGGAAUUCCAGACCACAGUGGCCGACACGACGGCCACGCAGUCUGAAUGCGUUUGCAAGCAAGGCAGAUUUCUGGAAGAUGAUUUCUGUGCCCCAUGCCCAGCCGGGCGCUUCAAGGCAAGCAUCGGAAACUCGGCAUGCGCCAGCUGUGCUGCGAACACCCUCGUCAAUGAUACUGGGCGCAGCCAUCCUUGCCAAUGCGUUCCUGGCUAUGGCUACGAUGAGGAGACGACGCUGUGUACUGUUUGCCCUCCUGGCGAGCACAAAGUCACAGUUGGCAACUUCGUUUGCACUCGUUGCCCAAAUGACAAACUAUCCGUAUCGGGAGCCACGUCUCCCUUGGAGUGUCACUGCCGGCCUGGCUCGGUCGAGGAGGGCGAUGCAUGCCGUCAGUGCUCAGAAGGCUUUUUCUGCAGCGGUGAAGGCGUGGAGGUGCCCUGCCCUACCGGCGCCACUUCCCGCGCUGGAUCAAGCACCCGGGAAAGUUGCUUAUGUCUUCCGGGCUAUCACAAGGCAGAUGCAGAAGGCAUCUGCACGCUUUGUGAGCCUGGGCGCUACAAGCCAACACUUGCCAAUGAUGCAUCGUGCCCCUUACAGUGCCCCACAAACGGCCAGAGCGCCAUCGGAGCUACGAGCCUCAGCAACUGUUCCUGCGCAGCAGGAUUCUAUGCUGAGCUUGAUUCGGCUGGCUUCAUAGCCAGGUGUGCCAGCUGUCAACCUCUCCCUCACCUGCGCUGUCUCGGAGGUUUCCAUGGUGAAACCGGCCGACACAGAGUACCUGUUGCCCAGCCGGGCUAUUUCCAGACAGGCGUCACGUUAGCUGCGAAGUGCAGCGUUGUCACUGCUGAUGGCCUCAGCGUGUGCUUAGGUGGUGAUUCCUGUGUAGUAGAUGACAAGCACGCGCAAUGCGUUGGCAAGUACGGCAACAGAUGCGAUGAGGGAUCCACUGGCAUGCUAUGUGGCGAGUGUUUGCCAGGCUGGGCAAGGAGCGGCUUACAGAAGCCCUGCCAGCUCUGUGAAGCUGGCGCUACUUGGACUCUGAUUGCGGCAGCCAUGGUCGAUGUUGGGACGAAGGUGAGCAUCAACUUUGUCGUGGCAUCCAUGGCAGCGACAGCAGCAGUCAGAGCGACCCACAAACUUCACACGACAAUGAUCCGCCUGGUCACCCAUUGGCUGGCUGCUUGCUCUGUCCUCGCAACCUUCGACCUGACGCAGAUUCCGCUUCAGACAGAGAUUGAGACCAUUGGAGAAGAGGAGAGCCGACGCUUCCCCUGGCCUGCAGAAGUCACCACAGCGAUGUUGCGCUUUUUUGAGACAAUGACCCUGACGCCGGCAUUGACCUCUAUCGACUUAGCCGCGCAGUGCCUCGCUCAGGAGCUGUUUCCACAGAUUGGCAGAACUGCCCCGCGCAUCGCUGUCGCCGUGUACCACCUGUCCCUUCCCGUGCUGGUGAUGCUGGGGGUCUUAGCCCUGUCCCUCCUCGCAGUCUACAUCGUGGCCCCUGCUGGGCAUCGCUUGGGAUAUUCCUUCAGCGAAGCUGGCCGCAGGAGCCACAGACGAGGCAAACAUCUCAAGCGCCUGCGCGAGGCAGGGACUCGCAUUCUCGAGGAGACCUUUCCAGACACUUCAAACAGAAUGAACUGGUCAGAUUUCGAGGCUGCCGGUGCUGUGCAGAGACUUCGCACGGAAGAGCAACUGCAGAGCGCCGCAGAGGACCCGGAUGCUUUUCUUUGCGAGUCUACAGUCCGGUCCCGGGCGCUGCUGCUCCAUGCCUGCAUUGCGCGCACUGCCGCGGAUCAAGAAGCCACGGCGCACCAACGUCGCCAAGCACUCGCGCAGGCAGACCUCGCUCCCUUCCUCACGAGGGACUUUGCCAAUCAGGCCGCAAACUUUGCCAGCAUGCUGGACGACGUCAUUGCCAAAGCGCGUGCCGAUGCCAACGAGCACUCUGUCCUCGAGGUUGCCAGCGAGUGUGAGAGCGGCCCUGGGCAGAAGCCAAGUGUGCAAAGUGCCGACAUCGGAGACACCAUCAAGACGCAGCCCGCAGACCGGAGGCCUGACGGGGAGCAGCCGCUGCCGCCACGCAUAUCUGAGGGCAAGGUAGACCUGAUGGUGGACGAGGUCGCAGACGCUCUGGAGUUUGGCCUCUUCUCGGCAGCGCCACGCUUCGGCGAACUGGCAUACCAGAGCAUGCCCAUCAUUUGGGUGAGCUUGGUGGCCUUGUGGCCUGGGCUGCUGUCCAGCUUUCUCAGCAUGAUAUGGUGCGUCCCCAUCAGGGAGGACGGCCUGGUAGUGAGCCGCCUCCUGCCCAAUCCAUCAGUGGUUUGCUGGUCCGACGAGCACAUGGCCUCCGCCAGGUUCGCCCUUGUCGGGCUGGCCGUGUGGUGCUUAGGCAUCCCAUUGACGUUGGCCAUCAGGCUGCUGUGCCUCCAUGAUCGGCAGGCUCCAGAAAACUUCAGGCGCUAUGGAUAUUUCUACCAGGGGCUGGAGCCGCGCAUGUGGUGGUGGGACCUUAUCAUCAAGCGCAUGGACGUGGCCACGAUGAUGCUCAUUACAUAUACUUCGGUCGUGCUGGACCCGAGCGCCAAGCUCAUGCUAUUCCCAGCUCUCUCGGGCUUCCAGGCGUUGCUGGCCGCUUGGUUCAGGCCCUAUUCGAACGAGCAAGCUGAGCUGCUCGACGUCCUGGAGGUGUCACUUUCAUUGGUCCGGUUCUUGCUGUUCGCCGCUGUGGCUGCACUUCUCAUUCUGGAGACGACCGAAGACACUACGCACGCGGUGGCCUACUCGCUCUUCUCCGUGUUGUUGCUUGCGUGUGGGUACUUCGCCAUCCACUUCGCCGCCCAGGUGCUCAGAGGCAUGGUGACUGGCGGUACUCCACAUUCCUCCCGCUCAACAUCUCUAGGUGCCGUGAAGAGCUUCAUCAUCGAGUAUGCGGUGCCUAUGUUUCGAGAGGCAGACUCCGAGUGUGUUCAGCUUGCCUGGACCUUUGCCACAGACGCCGUCACGGUUGUGAUCAAAACCUCUGACAGCAGGGCCGUCAGAUUGACAUCUUUCAAGACGGCAGCGACCAAGACUCGCUCCUGCGCCAGGGCCAUCAGUUCCAACAGGCAGCGCUGGUCAAGGCCUGUGAGGAGUUCAACACGCUGUGGCUGCAGCUUGGCCAAAGCGUAUUGCCUACUCCACGGCACAUCUGUGCCCUUGCAACGGCGCACAAAGGGCUGCCUGCCUCGCUAG
Molecule: messenger RNA, 6438 nt
Organism: Symbiodinium necroappetens
Lineage: Eukaryota; Dinophyceae; Suessiales; Symbiodiniaceae
Source: the annotation of a GenBank genome assembly